CUGUUUCAUUUCCUUGCUUCGGUCGAAUUGUUUAGUAAGGCGAGUCGGCGACACGCGAACACGCACACGCGCGCACUCCGAUCCGUCGAUCGUCGUCCUCACAUCGUCGUCAGCUGGCAGCUCGAGCUAUAUAAACCCAUCUUCCUCCUCCCGUUCUCCGACGAUCCCCUCCCUGUCUGUCUGUGUCGAUCCGCCCCCUCAACUCCCACUCCAUCAUCGUCCUCCAUCCUUUUCUUCCUCCUCGACGAUCUACUACUUGAAGAAAUUAGCACGAGCACAUACACCUCAGCUGAUCGAGCUCACUCACCAUCAUCAUCUGAUCCGAGAUUCCGAUCCACCACUGGCCAGCAUGGACGACAUGGACAUGGCCAUGGCCAUGGUGAGCUUCGACGACCUGGACCAGGUGCUGGCCAUGAGCCCCAGCAGCUCGGCGACGUCCUCCGCGCCAGUUGCCGCCGCACAACCAGCUGCCGCAGGCAGCAGCAGCGACGACGAGGCCGCGGCCAUCUGCGCCGACCUCCGGAGGGGCCCCUGGACGGCGGACGAGGACAUCCUCCUCGUCAACUACAUCGCCGUCCACGGCGAGGGCCGCUGGAACUCGCUCGCCCGCUCCGCCGGCCUGAAGCGCACGGGCAAGAGCUGCCGGCUCCGGUGGCUCAACUACCUCCGGCCCGACGUGCGGCGGGGCAACAUCACCGCCGAGGAGCAGCUGCUGAUCCUGGACCUGCACUCGCGCUGGGGCAACCGGUGGUCCAAGAUCGCGCAGCACCUGCCCGGCCGCACCGACAACGAGAUCAAGAACUACUGGCGGACCCGCGUGCAGAAGCACGCCAGGCACCUCCGCUGCGACGUCAACAGUGCCAGCUUCCGCCACGUCGUGCGGCACGUCUGGAUGCCGCGCCUCCGAGAGCGCGUCCAGGCUGCCGCCGGUCGCGACGCCGGUGAGGGAUGUGGCGGCGGCGUACAGUCUCCGGCGGCGGCGCCGCUCGUGCCCGUCGUCGUCGAAGCGCCGGCAGCCACGACCACGGCCAGCGCGCCGUCCGCGUGUUAUGAUUACUACGACGCGUCUAGCGCGCUGCGGCGGCCGUCGUCGUCAACGCUCACGGCAGACGACACGUCGCACGACUACGCUGGAGUUUACGCUUACACGUCGGCGGCCGCGGCAACUCCGACGAACGACAACCAAGGCUGCAGGCAAAUGACGACUGACGACGACGUGUUCGCCGGGACGGCCUUGUCGGAGCUUCUCGCCACGAGCGGCCGUGACGAUGACUCCAGCUCCGCGUCCAUGAUCGGCCUGCCGGAGUUUGGGUUCGGGGAUCUCGAGGAUGGCCUUUGGAGCCUGGACGACCUGUGCUUACAGCAGCUGUGCUGAGCUCACCGGCUGCUGAUGCAUACCAUCACCAUGUACACAAGUCGACAAGCAAGUCAGAAGUCACUGAUUUGAGCGAGAGGGACAUAUGCAUAUAUAUGUGUAGAAAUGGAUAAUAUUGUCGGAGAAAUAUAUAUAUAGGAGCACACAGGUCACGGCAGCAAAGAAAUUAUACUUGAUAGCUAGAUUGGUAUUGGUCUAUGUUAGUAUGAGAUGACCAACUCGAAACAUGUGCAUAAAUACAUAUAUGUCCGCUAGUUAGUUUUCACUACAUUAGGAGUCUAGAUUCUAAAAGGUUUUGUAUGUCUUCAGAAGCUUCAGUUUUGCGUGCGCACGUCCAUAUAGAGUUUGCAAAAUUUUGCAUCCAUUUCAGA
This is a messenger RNA of Sorghum bicolor (sorghum), 1746 nucleotides long. Its product is annotated as transcription factor JAMYB. Gene Ontology annotation, cellular component: nucleus. The transcript has a single exon. Gene Ontology annotation, molecular function: DNA-binding transcription factor activity; sequence-specific DNA binding. The record is from RefSeq and is a predicted model, not a curated record. Gene Ontology annotation, biological process: regulation of DNA-templated transcription. Lineage: Eukaryota; Viridiplantae; Streptophyta; Magnoliopsida; Poales; Poaceae. Bases 350 to 1375 code for a protein of 341 amino acids.